Molecule: messenger RNA, 1644 nt
Organism: Fusarium mangiferae
Lineage: Eukaryota; Fungi; Ascomycota; Sordariomycetes; Hypocreales; Nectriaceae
Exons: 2
Coding region: 1-1644 (547 amino acids)
Source: RefSeq, a predicted model, not a curated record
AUGGGACGAACCCCGAGGAUUCCAGAUGCCCAAUGGGAGAGGCAGAAACAAACGAUCGAGAGAAUCUACAUGACAGAGCAGCGAAGCCUCAAACACCUAGGGGAGGGAAUGACUGCUAUACAUGGCUUCAUUGCAUCAGAGCGCGAGUAUCGGCGUAAUUUUGAAAAAUGGGAAUUCAAAAAGAAUGGCACUGAACAAGCCGUUGACCAUGUUUCUCACCAAGAUCGCAAACGGAUAGCAAAAGCCCCGCCAUCGAGGCUGAUGCAAAAAAGUUUCAUCCUAAAAUUCUAUAUUCAUAACCUGUGUCCCGAGUUUCGCUGGCACGAUAACAUUGAGAGAGAACUCUGGAGGUUCAAGAAUGCUACUGAUACUAUUAUCAACGGCUCAUUUGCGUCUGGGAAGGAUGGAUGGAUAGCAAACCAUGUCUCGUUCAUUGCUCCAUCAAUUGGCAUGGAUAGUUUCCAACAAUGGGAGCACCUCAACUCCCAGUCUUCAGCUAUAGUUGCCCUUACAGGAAUGGGCAUUGAUGCUGAAGUUAGAGGCUCUAUUGAAGAGCUAUUCCAAAAUCUUGAAAGGCUCCAAAGCUUUCAGAAUCGCAAGGCGAUCAUACCACAGCUUAUCUACAUAUGGAGAGUAUGUCUGAAUCUCUUCAAAGCUCGCUUGCCUCUGCCUCAGCCCAAAACAGGCGAAAGUCAUUCAAUCCUUUCUAUCAAUCCCCUUGUCCCAGCACUUAUACAACGGUUGGAAGUGCAUCUAACUGCCAAAUUUGGUAGAAAGGAUCCUGCCUGCGAAAUCAUGGCCGCACUCCUCACAAUCUUCAGACAUACACCCCAAAAGUUCAAGUUAGCAUUAGAGUGUGGAUAUUUUAUGACUAUCAAGAGAUUCGAAGCCAUCGCUGGAAGCGGCCAUCCUAUGGUUUUGAGAAUGUGGUCCAACUAUGGCAGAGCCUGGGGACCAAACGCAUUCUUCGACAUUGAUCGAAUAGGCGAGGUGCUCCAACAUAUCAACUCCUACGUUGAUUACUCUGAUGUCGAGACUGGGCCACAGUCGAUACUUAGCUUCCUCAACCUCACAGAGAUGCAGGUAGCUAAAGAGAGCUUUGAGUUAGGAAACCUCAGUCAAUAUUGUGCUAUGCUACCAUAUCCAUCGCAUCCCACUCGCUUGGAAGAUUUCGCUCUGGAACUGAGGAAGAGGGCAAUGCGGAUUCUCCAGACCGGUGACGAUCGCUCCAAUGCCUUGAUACUGGACGCUUUUGUUUUCGUAACCGAGCUGCUGGCUUUAAGGCUAUUUGUCAGACUUUGUCCUCAAUUCAGCCUGGAGAUUCUCGAUGAAGCCAUAGAGCUAUUACAGAAAGGUGGUCCUGGAUGCGUUGUCUGGGCUUCCAGGUUCUCAAAAGAUCGUCUCUCACUGCUCAAAGGUAGAGGAAGCCUGGAGGAUUUUCAUAUAGAGAAAGUCCGUAUGAACCACAUCCGAAGGAAACUACCAACCUUGCAGUCACAGAUUACAAAGCUUCCAAGGGCUGUUAGCACAGCUAGGACAAGGGAGUUUAGAAAGCAACGUCGGGAGGAGAGGUACAUCUUGCGUGGAUAUCUCCAAUCCAUGCUAGAUAGCCUCCUUCCGUCUCCAGGUGAUGAGGAACACUGA